GUCAGUCUUCUUUGCAAAUGCAACCAUAUAACUCAUCUUCUUUGCACCCAUCACAUCCCUUCUCAUUUUGACACAUUAUUAGUUCAAACUUCAAACCAAAAAAACAAAACCCCCCAGGCCGGCCUGCUCCACAAAAUGACUAGAGAGACACCAUCAAAACUCAUCUUCUUAUGCCUCUCUCUCCUUGCUUAUUCUUCCACAUGCACUUCCCAUCCGAGUGUCACUAAGAAAGGAGCUGAGAUCAAAGGGUUGUUUGUUUUUGGAAGCUCUCUGGUUGAUAAUGGCAACAACAACUUCCUGCAGAACUCAUUGGCUAAGGCUGACUACUUGCCAUAUGGAGUAGAUUUCCCACUUGGGCCUUCGGGAAGGUUCACAAAUGGGAAGAAUGUGAUUGACCUUCUUGGUGACCACCUUAAGCUUCCCUCCUUGAUUCCAGCUUUUGCUGACCCCAAUACUAAGGGAAGUAAAAUUGUUCAUGGUGUCAAUUUCGCUUCUGGUGCCUCUGGUAUACUAGAUGACACUGGCUUUCUUGCGGGGCAUGUGAUAAAUCUGAAUCAACAAAUUAGAAACUUUGAGAAGGUGACCUUGCCAGAACUAGAAGCUCAGUUGGGACACAGAAGCAGGGUGGUGCUUCCCAACUACUUGUUUGUUGUGGGAACUGGAGGAAAUGAUUACUCCUUCAACUACUUCCUCAUGAAAUCCAGCAUCAAUGUCAGUCUUGAAGCCUUCACUGCCAACCUCACAUCAUCGUUGUCUCAGCAAAUUAAGAAGUUGUAUAAUUUGGGGGCCAGAAAGUUUGUGUUAAUGUCAGUAAACCCAAUUGGGUGCAGUCCUAUGGCAGCGGCAAACCGGCCAAGGCACAAAGGCUGCGUUCAAGGUCUUAACAAGGCGGCUCACCUCUUCAACGCUCACUUGAAGUCACUGGUGGAUGUCAUCAAACCACAUCUGCCUGAUUCUAAUUUUGUUUUUGUUAACUCAUAUAAGAUUAUCAGAGAUAUUAUCAGAAAUCCCAUCUCCAAAGGUUUCAAGGACGCGAGGAGACCUUGUUGUGAAGUUGCAUCAACAAAUGGAGUGUUGUGCAAAAGAGGUGGUCAAGCUUGUGUAGACAGGAGCAGUCACGUGUUCUUCGAUGGAUUGCAUCCAACAGAAGCUGUGAAUAUUCAAAUAGCAGCUAAGGCUUAUGAAUCUGAUCUCAAAAGUGAAGUUUAUCCCACUAAUGUAAAGAAUCUGUCCAACGUUUAUGUUUAAUUUCUAGCUUCAGUUCUUGCUUCAUUGUGUCAUAGUCUAGAAUAAAAAAUUUGGGACAUAACUUGUAAGGUUUAGCUAGUUUAGUGGUCCAAUAAGACUCUAGUGAAUGUGUGUUUCUAAA
Quercus lobata is the source of this 1369-nucleotide messenger RNA. Its product is annotated as GDSL esterase/lipase At1g29670-like. Lineage: Eukaryota; Viridiplantae; Streptophyta; Magnoliopsida; Fagales; Fagaceae. The transcript has 4 exons. The record is from RefSeq and is a predicted model, not a curated record. Gene Ontology annotation, molecular function: hydrolase activity, acting on ester bonds. Bases 136 to 1248 code for a protein of 370 amino acids.